Paraglomus occultum is the source of this 1800-nucleotide messenger RNA. Lineage: Eukaryota; Fungi; Glomeromycota; Glomeromycetes; Paraglomerales; Paraglomeraceae. The record is from the annotation of a GenBank genome assembly.
AUGUCGACUGCACAAACCGAAACGACUCUAAUAAACACUCGCGCCGGUGGUGUCUACAUACCGCCGGCGCGCCUGCGAAUGAUGCAGCAGCAGAUUACUGAUAAGAACUCGGCAGAAUAUCAGCGCAUAACUUGGGAAGCUCUGAAAAAGAGUAUAAACGGUUUGAUCAACAAGGUUAAUACAUCAAACAUAAAAAAUAUUAUAUUUGAAUUAAUAAAUGAGAAUCUUAUUCGUGGUCGCGGUCUUUUUGCACGAUCUAUUAUGAAAGCUCAAGCUGCAUCAUUACCGUUUACUCCUGUGUAUGCCGCAUUAGUUUCUGUUGUUAAUACGAAAUUUCCGCAAGUAGGAGCAUUACUAUGCACGAGGUUAGUUGUGCAGUUUAGGAAGGCGUAUCGAAGAAAUGAUAAGACAGCCUGCUUGGCAACGACUACAUUCCUAGCGCAUCUCUGUAAUCAAAGCGUAUUGGACGAACUAGUCGCUCUCCAAAUUCUUGUCCUUCUUCUCGAACGCCCUACCAAUGAUUCAGUCGAAAUAGCUGUUGGCUUUAUGCGGGAAGUAGGUGCACUUCUUGCUGAAGUUAAUCCAAAGGCUAACAACAGCGUAUACGAUCGUUUUCGUGCUAUUCUUCACGAGGGUAGUAUAGAUAAAAGAGUGCAGUAUAUGAUUGAAGUGCUUUUCCAAUUACGCAAAGACAAAUACAAGGAAAAUCCAAUGAUACCGGACGGUCUGGAUUUGGUAGAGGAAGGCGAACAGUGUAUACAUCAUCUUGCGCUUGACGAUGAGUUGGAUGUGGAGGAGGAUUUGGGUGUGUUCAGAUAUGACCCCGAUUACCUAACAAACGAAGAUAAGUAUAAGGAAAUAAAAAAACAGAUAUUGGGCGAAGAUGAGGACGAUAGUGAAGACAGUGAAGGGGAUAGCGAUGAGGAUAGUGAGGAGGAUAGCGAUGAAAACGUCGUCCAAGAUGCUGCUCAACAGAUUGAAAUUCAUGAUCGAACUAAUACAAACAUAAUACAUUUGAGAAGAACAAUAUAUUUGACAAUAAAAUCAAGUGUAGAUUACGAAGAAUGUUGUCACAAACUUAUGAAAUUAAAUAUAAAAGAAGGACAAGAGCUGGAGCUCGCCAACAUGAUAAUAGAAUGUUGUUCACAAGAACGCACUUAUGAGAAAUUUUUCGGACUAGUUGGAGAGCGCCUCUCCAAAUUGAACAUUGUUUGGGCUAGAUCCUUUGAGCAAUGUUUUGUCCAAUACUUUACGACAAUCCAUCGAUACGAAACAAAUCGUCUUCGGCAAAUUUCCAAAUUUUUCGGUCAUCUUCUUGCCACAGAUGCAAUCUCAUGGGAGGUAAUGAAGGCUAUCCAAUUGACUGAGGAGGACACAACCAGCAGUUCGAGAAUCUUUGUAAAGAUUCUUUUUGAAGAAUUAAGUAGCAACCUUGGAGUAAUGAAGUUGAGGACGAGAUUGCAAAGCGACGAGAUGAAGCCAUUCGUUGGUGGACUAUUCCCGACAGAUAAUCCGAAAAAUAUGCGAUUUGCUAUCAACUACUUUACCAGCAUUGGGCUCGGUGCAUUGACCGAAGAGUUAAGAGAGCAUUUGAAGAAUGCUCCAAAAUUGUUGAUGACGCAGAAAAGAAAACUCUCUUCUUCUUCAUCUGGCUCAGAUGAAGAUGAUUCUUCCUCGUCACCAGGAUCAGAGACCGACUCGGAUGCAAGUGGUUCUGAAACUGAAAAUGAGAGAUACAGGAAGAGACGUAGAAAGGAUAGCUACGAUAGACAUCGUGACGCAAAGUCUCGCAAAAGGUGA